Molecule: messenger RNA, 561 nt
Organism: Colletotrichum abscissum
Lineage: Eukaryota; Fungi; Ascomycota; Sordariomycetes; Glomerellales; Glomerellaceae
Exons: 1
Coding region: 1-561 (186 amino acids)
Source: RefSeq, a predicted model, not a curated record
AUGAAGCUGUGGUUGCCACGGCAUUGGAAUUUUGGUUGUGACGAAAAGAGCCAACAUUGCCGCCAAGGCGGACAUUUUGCUUGUUCGCAAGUGCUAGCUCAAGCUCUUCGGGGUCCGCUUGCAAGACCGCGGACAGCACCCUACUUCAUUUGUAAGCCGUGUUGCCGCUACGGACUGUGCAUAUGUGGAGUCUUCGGUGUUAUUGUUUGGGACACCCAUCAGAAUUGGCUGUUCACUCCAGGGGUCGUCCCGCACGAUCACAGCUAUCAAUCUUGCGGUAUUAUGUACGUAGUAUGGCUCAUACUCAAUCAUAUUAAGUUCGGGCCCUCCUUACGUCUCCAUGGAAGUCUCUGCAACCAGGGUACAGGCUCAGGGAGCAUUCGUCAUUGCCACAAGCUAGCGGAGGAAGAAGCCCCUAAUCCCGAGGCAUCGAAAGAGCUUCAUCUGCGGGCUAACGAUGGCGGCAGGCGGCGCAAAUCACAGCCCAACGGACCAAACCCACCACUAGGAGGCUGUAUCCAGGCUCCCACCUACCGGCGGCAGAGCGGGAAUGGAUGCUAG